AUGCCCCUCUGCUGUUGUACCCAUGCGCUGCUGCUAGCGCAUGGGUGUCCUAAGCGAUAUCGUUUGCCAGAAAACUUCAAAAUCAAGGCCCAAGAUCCCCAUCACAGGUUCAAGACAUCGAUUGGAGCCACUUUUGUUCUUGGACCUACCCCGAAAAAUGACCAGAAGUGGCCGGAAUUUCAACCCGAAAUUCAGCCAAACUUUGGAAACCAUACCUCACUUGUCGAAAUUGGUGGCCGGAGGAGGAAGAGCGAGGCCGGUCAAAUUUCGGUGGCUGAGACGGCGGCUAGCUGUGGGAGGAGGCUGGGGUGUGACGGCGGGGCUAGGCUGGUUGCUUUGGGACCGGUUUCGUGGGUCGAGGUGGUCGGAUGGGGUGGUUAUGGAGGAAGAGGGUGA
Messenger RNA from Prunus armeniaca (apricot), 396 nucleotides. The record is from the annotation of a GenBank genome assembly. NCBI's taxonomy places the organism in Eukaryota, Viridiplantae, Streptophyta, Magnoliopsida, Rosales, Rosaceae.